Laetiporus sulphureus 93-53 is the source of this 792-nucleotide messenger RNA. RefSeq names its product 3-oxoacyl-reductase. The record is from RefSeq and is a predicted model, not a curated record. Gene Ontology annotation, molecular function: oxidoreductase activity, acting on the CH-OH group of donors, NAD or NADP as acceptor. NCBI's taxonomy places the organism in Eukaryota, Fungi, Basidiomycota, Agaricomycetes, Polyporales, Laetiporaceae. Bases 1 to 792 code for a protein of 263 amino acids. The transcript is spliced from 6 exons.
AUGUCAGGCGUCGGGUCGUCUCUCAAGGGUCGUCUGAUUCUCAUCACCGGCUGCACGGGUGGCAUUGGCCAAGCGACAGCGAAAGCCUUUGCCCGUGUUGGCUGCUCGAUUGCCAUACACUACAACGCUGCAUCUUCCAAGGCAAAAGCAGAGACAUUGAUCAACCACUUGAAAAUCCUCGCGCCACCUGACGUCAAGCCCAGAUUCGCCGCCUUCCAGGCUGACCUCUCCCGCUACGACGAGGCGCGCCGUCUACACGCUGAGGUCGUGAGCGUCCUGGGGAAUCCGGAUAUCCUCUUCAGCAACCACGGAAUCGCAGGCCCGAAGAUCGGCCCUGACGGUGACAUCAGGGACAUCUCUCCAGAUAUCUUUGAAGAGGUGUGGCGCACGAAUACAGGCACGAGCUUUCUGCUCGCCCAGCUGUGCGUGCCAUACAUGGAAUCGCAGCACUGGGGCCGCAUCAUCUUCACGUCAAGCGUCGCCGCCGGUAAUGGUGGCGUGAUUGGACCACACUAUGCAUCCUCCAAAUCCGCUUUGCACGGUCUAGUCCACUGGCUAUCUCUUCGCUAUGCCAAGGAGGGGAUCCCCACCCCAGUGCUCACGUCGUCGUCCGUCACCGCAGAUACCGCGAUGAUGGCAAACCCAUCACCAGAGGCCAAGAGCAAGAUCCCCGUAGGUCGAUUGGGAAAGCCGGACGAGAUGGCCGACAUCGUCUUGCUCCUUGCUUCGAAUGGUUAUAUGACCAACAAGGUCAUCGUUGCCGAUGGAGGGUGGACGAUCGGCGGCUUCUGA